Molecule: messenger RNA, 1160 nt
Organism: Zalophus californianus (California sea lion)
Lineage: Eukaryota; Metazoa; Chordata; Mammalia; Carnivora; Otariidae
Gene: ID4
Product: inhibitor of DNA binding 4, HLH protein
Exons: 3
Coding region: 453-938 (161 amino acids)
Biological process (GO): cell differentiation; negative regulation of transcription by RNA polymerase II; circadian regulation of gene expression
Cellular component (GO): nucleus; cytoplasm
Molecular function (GO): transcription regulator activity; protein dimerization activity
Source: RefSeq, a predicted model, not a curated record
AAAUACAGCUGCGCGGCUGGCGGGGCGAGAGCGUAGAGGAGGUGCGCUUGCGAGUGUGUGUGGCGGUGGGGAAGCCUCCGGGUAGGGGAGCGCGGCGGCGGCGGCGGUAGCGGCGAUAGCAGCAGCGGCCGGGCUGUAGUCAGAGCUCCGAAGGGAGUGACGAGGGAACUCGGUGGGCUGCUUUCCUCCGCUGCUCUUGAUUUUUCUUGCCUUUUGGUCCCGGCCGAGUGUCGCCCACUGAGCAGAGAUCCCCUCGCAAAACCCGGAGCGACCCUGCCGUCAAUUCUUGGGCGCGGGAUCGCCGGGAGCUUCGCGGUGCCCCGAGCGCGGACCGAGCGCGCCGGGCGCGAAGGCAAGGGGAGCGGAGCCGGCCGCGGGCGGGGGCCCGGAGCUUGCCUGCCUCCCUCGCUCGCCCCAGCGGGUCCGCUCGCGCAGGGCGCAGGGCGCGCGCGAUGAAGGCGGUGAGCCCGGUGCGCCCCUCCGGCCGCAAGGCGCCGUCGGGCUGCGGCGGUGGGGAGCUGGCUCUGCGCUGCCUGGCCGAGCACGGCCACAGCCUGGGUGGCUCGGCGGCCGCGGCGGCCGCGGCGGCGGCAGCGCGCUGCAAGGCGGCGGAGGCGGCGGCCGACGAGCCGGCGCUGUGCCUGCAGUGCGAUAUGAACGACUGCUACAGCCGCCUGCGGAGGCUGGUGCCCACCAUCCCGCCCAACAAGAAAGUCAGCAAAGUGGAGAUCCUGCAGCACGUUAUCGACUACAUCCUGGACCUGCAGCUGGCGCUGGAGACGCACCCGGCUCUGCUGAGGCAGCCGCCACCGCCGGCGCCACCGCACCACCCAGCCGGGACCUGUCCGGCAGCGCCGCCGCGGACCCCGCUCACGGCGCUCAACACCGACCCGGCCGGCGCGGUGAACAAGCAGGGCGACAGCAUUCUGUGCCGCUGAGCCGCGCUGUCCAGGUGUGCGGCCGCCUGAGCCCGAGCCAGGAGCACUAGAAAGGGAGGGGGAAAGAGCAGAAGUUAGAGAAAAAGCCACCCGAGGAAAGGAGGGGAAAAAAAAAAUCAGCAAAUUCUAGAAACGAUUCAUUCGUCAUUCCGAGAGAGAGAGAGAGAGAGAGAGAGAGGGAAAAGAAAAAUACAACUUUCAUCCUUUUUUUUUUUGCACGUU